AUGGUGAUUUGGGUUAAUGAAGAUGUAACAGAUUCCGGAACUAUGGGAGCACCAUCUGUCAUCUUUCCGUUUUAUUUACUGUAUGUGGGAACAUCUACUGAUGAAGUAACUAUCAAGAGAGCCAUUCCAGUGGCGCAGGUGGCUCACGUGUCACAUAGCCAACAGAAAAGAAACAUGAUGAAUAGUUCUUACAGCACUAGGGUAUCAGCCCCUACUUUUGUUUCUGGACGUGAAGGUGGUAAUGAUUUCACCAACUUAAAUCCGAAUGGAAGGUUGGUGAAUAAUGAGCCUAAUCAACCUGAAACACCCAACAUAAACGAAAACAACAAAAAAAGUUUAUUUUCUUGUACCGACAUUACCUGGGUAGGCACUCUUAACACUAGAACGAUAAGAACUGCUCAGAGGAAACUGGAGAUGGUACAUCUUUUCGAGAAGAGUGGAGCAGAGAUUGUAGGUAUCCAAGAGCACAGGAUAGUCCAUGAAGAGCCUGUCAAAGUAGAGAGAGUUGGCAAGAGCAGCUAUCUAAUUACUUCAUCAGCUACUAGGAAUCGGGCCCAGGCAGCAGUGGGCGGAGUGGGAUUCAUCCUAACUAGCAAGGCAUUUGACGCAACUACGGAGAUAACACCAGUAACGGAGAGAAUCCUUAAGAUAUCUCUAAAUGGUAAUCCUAAACCAACCUUCGUCUGUGUCUACGGACCUACGGACGCAGAUAGUGUAGAAGCAGCAGAGAAGUUUCAUACCGAUCUAAGGUGUGCAGUCUCACAGAUCCCUGCUCACAACUUCUUGGAGGUGAUUGGGGAUUUUAACGCUCACCUAUCAAAGAGGGACGAGAAUGACUUUGGUUGGUAUUUCCAUGAGAGAACCAACAGAAAUGGGGAGCUGCUUCGGGAUACUGCCCUGGAAUGCAAUCUGGAGAUUACAAACACCAGGUUCAGAAAGAAGCGGGGUAAGAUGUGGACUCACCUAUCGGAUGGAACCCUGAAUAAGUCUCAGUUAGACUUUAUUCUAGUGAGGAAGAAGUGGAGGAAAAGUGUCAAAAAUACUGAAGUCUACAGCUUCUUUAGUACACUGGGUACUGAUCAUAGACUUGUUUUGUCUAAGAUCAAGCUAUCUCUUCGACGAGCAAAAAAGCUACCCAAGAAAACCUGGUAUAAUUGGGGAGCACUUAAAUCGGAUGAAGACCUACAGAAGAGAUAUGCAGUAGAAGUCAAGAAUCGGUACUCUGCUUUAUGCGAGCAAACCGAUGAAAGUGAGGUUACGGAGCUGUAUGGGCAUUUUGUUGAUGCGAUUGCUGAUACCAACAAAGCCAUACUGCCUAAGAGAGAAAAGAAGAGACGUGACGAUUUCGCGUGUGAUCAGCGAGUUCAAAGCGUGCGUACAGCCUUGCAGCAAGCAGAGACUGUCUAUCACCGGGAUCCUAGUGAAGACAGUCGACUGUCUGUUAAGCUACUAAAAACUGAACUGGAUCAGGUGUACCAGGACAUCUUUGAAGAAGAUCUAGUUGCCAAGGUUAGAAGGGUCGAAAUGGCUGCAGACAGAUGCAAAAACAAAGAAAGUUGGAAUGUCAUAAAUGAGAUAACUGGCAGGAAGGCCAAGGGGGCAACUCAAAUAAGGGGCAACGGAGCCGAAGAAAGGAAGAAAAAUUGGCUUGGGCAUUUCACGAAUCUGUUAGGGAGUAUACCGGAUGUGGAAAACGAGCAUCCUAGGAUCGAGACUCAAUUUGAAGGACUCAACAUCAGUACAGAACCUUUUACUGUCAAUGAAACGAAAAGUUUUCAAUGA
Bolinopsis microptera is the source of this 1782-nucleotide messenger RNA. RefSeq lists its product as uncharacterized. The transcript has a single exon. Lineage: Eukaryota; Metazoa; Ctenophora; Tentaculata; Lobata; Bolinopsidae. The record is from RefSeq and is a predicted model, not a curated record. The coding region runs from base 1 to 1782 and encodes 593 amino acids.